Molecule: messenger RNA, 1590 nt
Organism: Vigna radiata var. radiata (mung bean)
Lineage: Eukaryota; Viridiplantae; Streptophyta; Magnoliopsida; Fabales; Fabaceae
Exons: 2
Coding region: 312-1277 (321 amino acids)
Source: RefSeq, a predicted model, not a curated record
UUGCUUUGUGUCCAUUAAACAAUGAAAAUGGCAUAUUACCAAUCAUCCUUUCCCCUCUGUAGGAAACACCCAUCAUUGCUCCCAACAAUCCUUUUCAACCUUAGAAACCUGAGCUUCCAAGAUAUUCCAUUCUUCCAUUCUUUUCACUUUUUGGGUCCUCUUUCUUUUCCAUUCCCCUCUUAUGCCUCCUCCUCUUCUUCCACUCUCUCUCAAUUUAAAUAUCUACCCCAUUCCCACAUCCACCUCUCCCUUCCACUUCUCCUUCUUCUUCUUCUUAUCUUUCCCCAUUCAUUCAUAAUUCCAAACUUAAAAUGGAUCCCUCCUCCACCAACUCCGUCAACGGCUUCUACUCCUUCCUCACGCGAGGAAUCGACGAUCUAGAGCGAGUCUUCCUUACCACCAACUUCAUGUCAAUCCAAUUCAUCCAAAGAACACUCUCUCUCCUUCGAUCCUUCCACACCCAAUUGACCCUUCUCGUCCAAAAGCUCCACCUUCCCGUCGGCGACAAGUGGCUAGACGAGUACAUGGACGAAAGCUCCAAACUCUGGGAAGCCUGUCACGUCAUCAAGUCAGGCAUUUCCGGCAUAGAAAACUACUACUCCGCCGCGCUCACCAUCACCGCCUCCCUCGAUUCACACCGCCACAUCACCCCCCAACUCUCUCGCCAGGUUAUGAGGGCGAUAUCGGGGUGCCGGAGAGAGGCGGUAGGGUUGGAGGAGGAGAAUAGGGCGUUGAUGGAGACGCGGAUUCAGCCCCUGUCGCUGCGGUUCGAGGAGAGGGUCUCGAUCGAGUCGAAGCUGAACGGGUUCAACGGGUUCAGAGGGGUGCUGUAUGCAAUGAGGAACGUGAGUUCGUUGCUGCUCAUGAUUCUGCUGUACGGGCUGGUUUACUGUUGGGGGGAGUCCUCGGAUUUCGUGCUUGGCGGUUACGAGGGGUGUUUGUUUCUGGGAUCGGCGUUCAUGAUGUCGACGGCGAGGUUGCAGCAGCGGGUGGCGGCGGAGAUCGGGCACAUGGGUGGGGCGCAGGGAAUGCUGCUGCACGAGUUUCGGAGGUCGAAGGUGGCGAUGGAAGAGCUGAGGGGGGAGUUGGAGAGGAGAGGGUCGCAGGGAGUGGAGUGGGAGAGUGAGGUUGCUAUCAGGGAGAGAGUGGAGAAUGUGAGAGCGUGUUUUGGGGUUCUCAGAUCUGGGGCAGACAACAUUGUUGCUCAGCUGGAUGAUUUCUUUGACGAGAUUGUUGAAGGGAGGAAGAGGUUGUUAGACUUUUGCAGUCAUAGGUAACUGAGUGACUGAAACAAAUUUGGAGGAGAAUUCAGGAAUUGAAAUAGCCAGUAGGUAUCUGCUUGCUGCAAGGAAAAAACAAAAAACAGAACAAAAAAAAAAAAGAAAAUAGAAACAAAGACAAGGUAGAGGAAUAGUUGAUGGGGUUCUUGUACUUUUUAUUAACCCUUUUUUAAAAUUUUAUUAUUAAUAUUAUAAUUACUAUUAUCACUUGGGGGUCUUUCUUUUGUUUUUCACAAAGUCUUUUUCUUGCCCGCAGAAGCAUGUAAAGAAGGUUCUCUCGAAUUGAAUGUGGUUCUGGGUUUGAAAACAA